ACACGGUCUCGUUGUCCGACUUCGCAUUGCUCAUAAGUAAUAUCAUAUGAGCUCUUCACACUUCUCGAAUAUCAUACAUAAAACCCUAGCGGCCACGCUCAUCGGUUUUUGAAACUAAAAGAAGAAAACAACCACGGAAAUGGAGUUUUCUCAAGAUGAUUUCGAUCGCCUGUUAGUCGCUGAACACACUCGAACAACCGCUGAAGUCACCUACGGCAAGGACCCUCUUGACGCCGAGAAUUUAACCAAAUGGGGAGGGGCUUUACUUGAAUUAGCUCAGUUUCAGACUGUUGCAGAUGCAAAGAAAAUGAUAAAUGAUGCAAUUUCGAAGUUGGAUGAGGCGUUGGGGAUAAAUCCAUCCAAGCACGAAACCUUAUGGUGCAUGGGAAACGCGCUCUCCACUACUGCAUUCAUGACUACCGAUUCUGAUGAGGCAAAAGUUUCUUUUGAUAAGGCAGCUCAGUUUUUCCAAAAAGCAGUUGAUGCGGAUCCGGGCAAUGAGCUUUAUCAGAAGUCUUUGGAAGUUGCAGCUAAGGCUCCGGAGCUACAUAUGGAUUUCCAAAAGGCUGCAGGUAGCCAACAGACUAUGGGUGGGGCAUCUUCGGCUUCUUCAACUUCAACUGCUGCCAAGAAGAAGAAGAGCAGUGAUUUGAAGUACGACAUAUUUGGAUGGGUAAUACUUGCUGUUGGAAUCGUUGCAUGGGUGGGAAUGGCGAAAUCCCACGUUCCGCCACCUCCUUCACGAUAAAGGCGUUUGCUUCAAGGUAACCACUCUGGUUAUAUUUUGUUAGAAGGUUAAAGAUUGAGCUAGUGAGAUGUAGUAAAUUGGGGCAAGUGGAUUGUUCCCACAUUUUGUUUUCCCCUGUUAUUAUAAUCUGAUUAGGGUGACCAUCUUGGUUGGACAUUGUUAUGGAUUUAGU
Messenger RNA from Hibiscus syriacus, 920 nucleotides. Its product is annotated as mitochondrial import receptor subunit TOM20-like. NCBI's taxonomy places the organism in Eukaryota, Viridiplantae, Streptophyta, Magnoliopsida, Malvales, Malvaceae. The transcript has 6 exons. The coding region runs from base 140 to 748 and encodes 202 amino acids. The record is from RefSeq and is a predicted model, not a curated record. Gene Ontology annotation, molecular function: protein binding. Gene Ontology annotation, cellular component: mitochondrial outer membrane translocase complex. Gene Ontology annotation, biological process: protein insertion into mitochondrial outer membrane.